Dichomitus squalens LYAD-421 SS1 is the source of this 1175-nucleotide messenger RNA. RefSeq lists its product as uncharacterized. Bases 313 to 897 code for a protein of 194 amino acids. The record is from RefSeq and is a predicted model, not a curated record. The transcript is spliced from 5 exons. Gene Ontology annotation, cellular component: cell division site; plasma membrane; growing cell tip. NCBI's taxonomy places the organism in Eukaryota, Fungi, Basidiomycota, Agaricomycetes, Polyporales, Polyporaceae.
GACGCGGUUCAGCGCAAACCAACUGCAUCUUGGGUCUCCUGGUCCUGUUCUAAGCCAGAGACUACCCUUGGACUCCCCACGACCGUAUUGGCUGCUUAUUCUGGAACGACCUGUAUUCACGCUACUUCUCGAGGUUGACAUUCUCAGGCUCGGCUUACGGCGUCUCCGGCAAAGUCAACUAACACGACUGCGGAAGCAUCUUGGCGGGGUAUCCUCUUUCAACGACGCGGAUCUGACGAACGCUUACGACCUUCACCUCUACACGACCUCAUAACGACGCUUCCGCGAGGCUAUGCGCAUUAGGACCUCACAAUGUGUGGCCCCGCGUUGCUCAUGUUUAUGGCGACUGUCGCCGCUCUAGUACUUCUAGUGCUCGUAAUAUUCUCCACGCCUUUCAUACAGCAGUUCUACUUCCUGCGAUCAGAGGCGGCAGGCGGAAUUCGCUUUGGGGUGGUGGGAUUUUGCCUAGAACUGACAGGCAUAUGUACCAAGCAAAUUGGAUAUAACCUGGACGAUAUCUUGAUAAAACCACUUCCCAUGCUAUUAGUACUGUAUCCCGUUGCCGCGGGACUCACCCUACUAGGAGCCUUCACGCUCCUCCCCAUCUUCUUCUCACACCACCGUCACCCACCAAGAUGGCCUUACAUCCUGUUCGCGCUAGUAUCCACGCUAGCCUUCCUAGCCGCUGCCGCAGCGCUUGCGGUCUCUGUGUACCUCUUCACGAAAGUGAGGGACCACUUCCACGCCCAACAUGUCGAGGCCGCUUAUGGACCGUCGAUAUGGAUGGCCGUCGCAGCCACAGCAGUCCUUCUCGUCGUCGCGCUGAACGCCGGCUGUGGGACCUGCCUGGGUGGCAGGUUUGGACGGCAGGCUCGGCACCACGUUUAUACGUACUGAGUGACGAUAGUGGCUGCCGCUCAGGGCUAGAGAACUGCCUUUUCUCUCCCUCAUGAUGCCGCUCGGGGACGCGCGACACCACUCUCCGGCCCUCUGGCUAACUUAUUGCUGAUCUAAGUUUCGGGGUUUCGAGUUCAAUGGAUCGGGUAGGGAAACGCCCGUCUUCGUCGUAUGUAGCGCUGCUAUGGUUUGCUCCUUCGGUGAUGCACUACGUACACUCAAUUUGUACUGAAUUUGAUAGAACAUGAAGGAUGGAACACCACAUCCUUGUCACUCAC